Messenger RNA from Pygocentrus nattereri (red-bellied piranha), 2162 nucleotides. RefSeq lists its product as uncharacterized. The record is from RefSeq and is a predicted model, not a curated record. Bases 355 to 999 code for a protein of 214 amino acids. NCBI's taxonomy places the organism in Eukaryota, Metazoa, Chordata, Actinopteri, Characiformes, Serrasalmidae. The transcript has 4 exons.
AGUAGUUACAGAGAGAACCGUGGGGCGCAGUUAUGGCCUGUACUUGCCACUGGCCUCAGAUGUGUCUCUGUGAGCCCGUGCUUAACGUCACUGCGCUGUAUUCUCCUUCAGCGGCUGGAAAGGCGAUGUGAAACCCGUGAGUCAGGCUACCGAAGCGCUGUGUUUCGAAGCUAAACAACCUGUAUGAAACGCGUAGGCUAUGGUGCUGCUGCAAUGUCUUGCCUACAUCCUCCGCGACCUCAGUCAGCAUCAAAAGGGGAUAUUUCUGGUUUUCGAUCCACUCCCAUCCACUCCCACGGGGUGCCCACUCGGUUAAAAACGGCUGGACGUAGAUGAGAGGACUCAUUUCUCAUUAUGGACGCAAAAGAUGCUGAAGUGGGGAUAGCAGGCAGCGUUGCCAUUGGCCGAGAGCUGGGCGCGCGCAGAAAGUUCUGGGCGCUGCUGCUACUCCACACCCUGCUGACGGGCGCGUGCAUCGCCUGCUGCGUCUGGACUCUGUCCGCCCUGCGCUCCUCGACAUCAGGAUCCCUGGUUCCUGUCAACACCUCUCCAAGGAUAUCUGAAUUGCCAUUCAGCAAAGGAAUAUACCUGAACAUGAAGAAAGUUCCAGAUGAAGAAAAUACUAAACUGCAUUUUACUGUGACCUGGAACCAGAGUAUGGAGCUGUAUCAUGAAAGUGAAGUGAUGGUGAAGUAUCCGGGCCCCUACAUCUUCUACAUCUGUGCCAAAGUGACUGGGAACAGUGACAAGAUGGGCAACCUGACCCUGGAGCAGGGAAAAACCCUAGCCUCCAUCACACUUCGGGUUGAAAAUAACAACGCAAGGAGCUAUGUGAGACACGAGGGACUAGUCAGCCUCUAUGAGGAUGCCGUGGUCACCAUCAAUUUCUUUAAACCUGCGGGUACCUCCAACUCGUACCUCCAACUCGAUGACCUUCGUGUAGGCCUACAGUACAUGCUAGGAAAACAGAUUUUUAACACUCCAAGAGACGAGGAAUAGAGACUGGGCUUCUGGACCGCUCCUGGACAUGGAACUCUUCUGGGUGAAGGUUGCCUUCAUAAUGACCCUUAAGGAGUGGCAGAGUUGAUCAGUGUCUCUGCUUAUGUUAAAUGACAAUGGGAAUGCUGUGUUCUCUCCCCACUGCCAAACGAAUAUUUGACUGAAUGUCAUGCAGCUAACUUACUCAGGUAGUGUUAAGAUUAUGCCAGUUAGAAUGUAUCCUUGUGGGCUUUUUAACACACAAUGUCGAAUACUUUGAUCAUUUUUUUAAAAUUAUUAUAUUUUUAUUUUUAAGCUUACACCUAGAACCUGAGUUACCAAAACUUGUGAAUGAAAACUUGUGAAUGUAAGAUCACUCAGCUAUACAAAAAGUUGUAUAGCUUGUAUAGUUCAUCUAUACAAGUGGUCAGUUCUGAGAUAUCAGUGUUCUGAGAUUUCAGUGUUUGUCAAGAGCAGCAGCAAUAUAUUUGAUGCUUUUGAUCUUAUAACAAUAUGACGAUAAAUGCUAGUUACUGAUAUAUAGUUUCAGUAUGGAAAGCAGUUGGUUUGUUUUGUUCAUUUAAGCAGAACAUAAUCUUGCAUUUGUCUAUAUUUAAAAAAAAAACACAAAAGUGCAAUUUGGAACUUUUUUGUAUGCUCAGACCACUGAGAAAUGAAUGAAAUACCUUUUUUUAAUAACUCUACCUUAUUGUAUAAUGCAACAGAAUACCUUGCUAUAUAUUGUGUAUAUAUAAUAGAAUGGAUGCUAGUUUUGACACACUGUCGUGUUGUACACCCUUACUGAUGACUGAAUGUAUAUUUGCAUUUUAUUUAAAGGCAUUGCCUUGAAGCAGUUCAUUUACUAUAAUAAUCCAUAUCCUGACGGAUACAACUCAGUAAUGAUGUAAGCUCUGCUUGUAAAUUAUUGUCCUCUUUCUUCAGAGCUUGCAUUUUGGCUUGCCUUUGAUAACUGACACGGCAAUGUUCUCAAUGUUUAUCUUAUUUUGUAUUUAUUAAUAGUACAAGCUUGCUGUUAAAUGAAAAAAAUGCAGAACAUGGAAAUAUUUAAGUAAAGGAACACUUGUAUGCUGAAAUGUCACUAAAUGUACUUUGAAUGAACAAUGUUAUAUCUGGCAGCGAUUUAUUUGCAUAGCAACAUUUGCACCUUGUGUUAUGAGUCUGAU